GGCCAGGCUGGGAGGGAGGCAGGGAGGCAGCGGGAGCGUGGGGGGCCCCCGCGCGGUGGCGACGCCCCAGGCGUGCGCCCAGGUGCGCGGACGCGGCCCCGGGGAAGGACCGGGCUCACCCCGCGCACGGGGUUCGGUGGCCGCAGCUGCAGGUCGUGCAGGCAGGAGUGACCCGGGCAGCCUCCCUCCCGGAAACAGUUACCGAUGCCGUGGUUUUAGGAAGGGAUCGGGUGUAGCCACACUGGGGGGAUCAUCGGGGGCUCAAAGCGAGGUCCGCGAGCCCAGUGCCGGGCCGUCCCUUAGGCGGGUCGCGCUGAGCGUGCGCGGGGCGCCCUGCCCGUCGCAGCCCCAGGCUUUUCCUCCGCGAUGCCCGGCGCAGGGUUCAGAGCGCGCUUUGCCGUCUGACCCGCACGCGCUGUGUUCUGCAGGGAGUGCUAUGCCGUCCAAGGGAAGCCGGCUCUCCUCCGUCCCGCCCGGGAACGUCCCAGCGAACCCCUGCGCCCUCCCCCAGGGGUCGCCUUCGCUCUCCUCCCCGAGACACAGCCAGGUUCUCCCGGGCGCAUGAUGCCAGGGGGGACGUCGCCCGCGAGGAAAAGGCCCCGUCGAAGCCUGUCGAGCAGCAGAGCGAAAAAAAAUGCAUCCAAGUCCAUCGUGUUGUGUUUCAACAACGCGCCACCCGCCAGACUUGCCUGCCCGGUGUGCAGUCAGAUGGUGCCCCGCUAUGACCUGAACCGGCACCUCGAUGACAUGUGUGCCAGCCGCGGCGACGUCGCUCCAGUGGCCCCCGGGCUGGGCGGCGUCCCGGGUUCCGACGUGGCCCCGGGAGAAGGGGUAACACCGGAGAGGUCGCCACCGUCCAAGGCAAGCUUAUCCCCUGACCAAAGCCACUCGGCAGCAAGGGGCGCGAAAAAGCAGACCAGCCCCUACUUUCAAGGUGCCGAUGGCGGCGUGUGCCACAGUCCAGACGCCGAGCUGCGAUCUCGCCACGUCCAAGUCGUUCCUUUGGGAAGCCUGUCGUCCAAGUUAUCCAGGAGGUGCCUGCAGGCGAGAAGAGCCACGGAGAAGAGCGAGGCCCCGGCCGCAGCCGUCAGGGUGGGGGCGAGCUGUGCGGAGGCGGAGGACGAGGAUCCGGCCGUGGAGAGCAGUUCCCAAAAGGAGAACCUGUUUUCCUGUGAUCCUCUGAUGGAGCAAGAUACUGUCGAAGGCCCCCCGUUAUCGGCACCUGCAAAGCCAGGGCCUCCCCAGGACGGUGGGAGGUCCGCCCUCGCUCCUGCCUCCCCAGACAGUGCUCCAGUGUCACCGCCCCACCGAACUCCCGGGAAUAAACUACCCUCCGCUCCCGAGGCCAGCCGGGCAGAGCCGGAGAGCCUCGAUCAAGCGGCUGGUGAAGGUGUCGGGACACGUGAGGCAGGCGUUGGUGGAGAAACCGAAGUCCCUGGGGCUUCGGAAUCGGAGACACAGCUUUCUUGGGGGGCGCCAUCUCAUAGCCCUCCCCAUGACGCUUCCGAGGGGAGGAGCUCCCACAAACGCCCUCUGGAAGGUGACGGUGGCUUAAAGGAUGAAACCGCCCCCGGGGUGCCUUCGGGGCCGGGGCCGAGCUGCGGUGUUCCCGGGGAACCGGCCCCGGCGCCGCCCGGCCACCCGUACUAUCUCCGCAGCUUCCUGGUGGUGCUGGCAGCCGUCUUUGAGAAUGAGGACGACAGGACGCUCUUCGAGGAGCAGGAGAAGGGAAUCGUCGCUAAAUUCCAUCAGUUGUCGGAUCGCGGUCAGAAGUUAUACGUCAGACUUUUCCAACGCAAGUUCGGCUGGAUUAAGAGGCAUAAGUUGGAAUACGAAGAGAUCGCCCCCGACUUGGCGCCCGUGGUUGGGGAACUGGAGCGAGCCGGCUUCCUGCAGACGGAAUCCGAGUUGCAAGAGCUCCCUGAAGCGCUGGAACUGCUUUCCGCUCCUGAACUGAGGACCCUGGCAAAGACCUUGCGCGUGGGCAGCCCCGGCGGGCAGAAGCAGCAGCUGGCCGAGGCCUUGCUCAGACUGGCCAGACAGCCCUCCGUCUGCACCUGGGGCACGCGCGCGCCCGGGGUCGGGGCGGUGAUCCUGAAGAGGGCCAAGGACCUGGCGGGCCCGUCGCUGAGGGUGUGCAGGGGCCCGCGGGCGGUGUUCUCCCGGGCGCUGCUGCUCUUCUCCCUGACCGACUCCCCGGAGGAGGAGGACGCCGCCUGCGGGGGGCAGGGCCAGCUCUCCACGGUGCUGCUGGCGAGCCUGGGCCGCGUGGCCUUCCCUCGGUACACGGUCAGCCGGCGCGCCCGGGUCUUCCAGGACAGAGACGACCUCCUCAGAUGGCGUGGGCUGUCCCCCCAGGUACGCGGCCGCCGCCCACCUGCUGAGCGACAUCUCUGCCGCCAUGGCCGCCGGGAACUGGGAGGAAGCGAACGCGCUCUCUCAAGGCGCCAGGAGGGACUGGGAGGAGCUGAAGGGCCACCCUUCCCUGAGGCACCACGCGGACCUGCCGCCCUUCCUGCGCUGCUUCACCGUUGGGUGGGUGUACACCAGGAUCCUGUCUCGGGCCGUGGAGGUCCUGCAGCGGCUGCACCUGUACGAGGAAGCCGUCCAGGAACUGGAGGCCCUUUUGUCCCAGAAAGUCUAUUGUCCCGACAGCAGAGGCCGGUGGUGGGACCGGCUGGCUCUCAACCUCCACCAGCACUUGAAACGCCUCGAACCGGCUAUCAAGUGCAUCGCAGAAGGGCUGGCGGACCCCGAGGUGAGGACGGGGCAUCGCCUGUCGCUGUACCAGAGAGCCCUGCGCCUGAGGGCGUCGCCCAGCUGCCGGAGGUACCGGCACCUCCUCCAGCAGCUGCCGGAAGUCGCCGUGCAGGACGUGAAGCAUGUGACCAUCACGGGCCGGCUGUGCCCGCAGCUCGGGAUGGGCAAGUCCGUGUUUGUGCUGGAGGCCGGGGGGCCCGCCACCCCUGCCACCGUCCUGUGCUCCGUGGAGGAGCUGGCGCUGGACCAUUACAGACGCAGCGGCUUCGACCAGGGGAUCCACGGGGAGGGCUCCACCUUCAUCACGCUCUUCGGCCUCCUCCUGUGGGACAUCAUCUUCAUGGACGGGAUCGCAGACGUCUUCAGAAACGCCUACCAGGCAUCCCCGCUGGACUUGUGCACAGACAGCUUCUUCGCGAGCCGGCGGCCGGCCCUCGAGGCCAGGCUGCGGCGGAUCCACGCCGCCCCCGCCGAGCGCCUGCGAGCCUGGGUGGCGGCCACCUGGGAGGCCCAGGAAGGCAGGGCGGCGGCCGUUGUCAGCUGGGACCGCUUCGCGUCUCUGCAGCAAGCUCAGGACCUCGUUUCCUGCCUGGGGGGCCCCGUCCUCAGCGGGGUGUGCCGGCGCCUGGCCGAGGACUUCCGACACUGCCGAGGCGGCCUCCCCGACCUGGUGGUGUGGAGCUCCCAGGACUGUCGCUGCAAGCUGGUGGAGGUCAAGGGCCCCAACGACCGCCUUUCGCACAAGCAGAUGGUCUGGCUGGACGAGCUGCAGAGGCUGGGGGCCGACGUCGAGGUCUGCCACGUCACGGCGGUCGGAGCCAAGAGCAGAGGCCUUCACUGAGCUGUGGGUCACACGCGGGUCUGAGAUUCUCAAAAGCAUGAGUGUAAUCAAUUGCGUUUCCUUUUUAUUUUGAUACCGUCAGCAAUAAACUGGGUGGUAAACUGAGUACAUUCAUUGAUCCCGCACAGCAGGCCGUGAACUUUUGAAAUGAUGAAAACCUUAGUGGCCAUUUUAGGGUUGGAAACAUCUAAGUUGCAAAAAAAAAAAAAAGCCGAAAAAGAAA
Molecule: messenger RNA, 3824 nt
Organism: Myotis daubentonii (Daubenton's bat)
Lineage: Eukaryota; Metazoa; Chordata; Mammalia; Chiroptera; Vespertilionidae
Gene: FAN1
Product: FANCD2 and FANCI associated nuclease 1
Exons: 13
Coding region: 562-3642 (1026 amino acids)
Biological process (GO): interstrand cross-link repair
Cellular component (GO): nucleus
Molecular function (GO): 5'-flap endonuclease activity; 5'-3' exonuclease activity; flap-structured DNA binding
Source: RefSeq, a predicted model, not a curated record